AGGCGGAAAAUUCAAACCUGACAAGGGUGGCUUCGAUUCGCGCAUCGAGUAAAUAUUGCUGCGAAAUAUCGACAGCAUGUAAUAAAGAAACACGUUUCUGUCUUAUAACGUUGGUUGUCGACAUUAAAUCAACUACAAGCUGAAGAUGGAGCCAUUUGAUAUUUUCAAGAAUGAUGAAAACAUUGGCUCCUCCAAGAGGCGCAUUUCCUCGAUUUUAAAAGCACCGCGGAUAUCCACUAGAUUUUCUGAUCCAGAGCAAGUGGUAACUCCGGUGGAAGUUGCCAAACCAGUGGAAAAGAGGAAUUCAAAAAGAGUCAGUUUUGCUCCCGCCAAUGAUGUUCUUCUGUUUUCAAAUGAUGGGAAGAAUACCUCUCCUGCCACAAAUCCUUUGCAAGAUGUCACAACAACUGCUGUGCCAAAUACUGACAAAAGGGUCCAGAUGGGGGUCACUGAAGAAGGGGUUCAACGAGUCACUGGUAUGGAUAUCUUGUUAAAUGCUCCAUUGCAUUCAUCUCAACAAAAACAUGAGGAGAGUUUUAUGAUCAACCGAGAUGCUGAAGAUGACUGCGGGGAGAAAACAGUGUUAUUUCCUGCAGAUAAUGCAUCCAUGGAUAUGACCCACAGUCACACAAUAAUCAUUUCCAAUGAUGAAGAAUUACAGCCAGUUCUGCCAGACCAGCAGGAUUGUGCUUUACCUACUUACAGAAACAUGGAUUUGUCAUUAUGCAUGGAGAAGAAGAAUAGUGACACAUACAAUCUGCCUAAAAACAAAUCAAUGCAUGAUUUGGAUCCAGAAUUUGAAAACUUCCUUGCUAGCCUCUCUAAGCCAAGUGGCCCCAGGGGUAAUUCUGUGAUGGCCAAAGUGAUGCCCACGGCUGUACCAUUCCCUCAAGAGACUGUAAGUACUAGUGGGUUCCAACCUCAGCUUAAAACACAAAGGUAUGGUGCAGAUAAGGAGAAUCAGGCUCCAGCUUCUAUGUCGAUGAUGCAGAAGCCAUCAAAUAAACCCAGAACCACUCGUGAAUCAUCUGCUAAAAGUGUAAACUACUCAGAAGGUGAUGUAAGCAUGGAUAUGACUGAAGCUAUCACAGGCAGUAUUGUGGAAAACACAUUGACAAAUGAGCCUCUUAAAUGUCUGUUUUCGACACAACACCUGCAACAGGAGAGCACUGAAGCACUGGGAUAUCCAUCAUCCAACCCGUGGAAAGCAGAAGAUGAUUCUGAUGAUAUGGAGUUCACAAGCUGUCAAACUAGGAUCAUUGAAGCAAGAAAUCUUGACACUGUAAAGCAUUUACCAAGUUUUGGCACUGUGGUACCAGUCGGCGCAUUGAAUGCCAACAAAAAUCCUGCAGAAGAUAACCCUGGUAUGGGUAUGGCAGCAGGCCAAGGAGGAGAUACAAAGUACAAUAACUAUGAUGACAUGGAACUAACAAGAAGCCAGACAUUUGCCAUCGAUGCUAAAACCAUCCAUGCACUCAGUCCGUUGCAAAACAAUAACCAAAAGAGUCUGGCCUUUCUGAGACCUUCCAAUAAUGCCACAAAUACAUUAGAGGUUGGGUGUGACAUGGACUUGACUAAAGUUUUCACUGAGUCUAUUGAUCAUAUCUCACACUCGGAUCGCUCACGAAUGCCAGACAACCCUUUGGACUGGCUCUUCCCAAAAAUGGAUAAUGAAAAGGGGACAUCAGCAACAGAAGCUGAUUCUAAUGACAUGGAGCUCACAAGAUGUCAAACGAGGGUCAUUGAAGCAAAACACCUUGACACUAGAGAUCCCUUGAGUUUUGGCAUUGGAAGACCAGUCAGCAUAUUGGAUUCAAAUAAAAAGCUGGUUUCAGAGGAUGACAAUAGUAUGGAUAUGACUGCACAUAAGGGAGAAGACACAAAGUACCAUAACUGUGACUCAGAUAAUAUGGAAAUAACAAGAAGCCAGACAGUUGCUAUUGAUGCCAAGAGCCUCAAUGUUGUCAAACCUAUGCAUAACAAAAAGCGAAAGAGCCUGGCUUUUAUGACAUUUUCCUCUAAAACCAGUGAUACCUCUGAAGUUAAGUGUGACAUGGGGAUGAGUCGUGUCCUCCCUGAAUCUGUCGAUCACGUUUCACAAUCAGGUGGCCCAGGAAGAACAGAAAAGCUUUUGGACAACCUCUUUCCCAAAACACAGAAUAUAGGAACAAAAAAUAUGCCUGAAGCAGAUCCUGAUGACAUGGAGUUCACAAGGUGUCAAACUAGGGUCAUUGAAGCAAAACAUCUUGGCACUAAUGAUCCCUUGAAUUUUGGCACUGGGAGGCCAGUGAAUGUGCUGGAUUCAAAUAAAAAGCUGAUUUCAGAAGAUGACAAUGGUAUUGAUAGGUCUGCUCACCAUGGAAAGGACACAAAGUACCAUUACUGUGAAUCAGAUAAUAUGGAAAUAACAAGAAGCCAGACAGUUGCCAUUGAUACCACAAGCCUCAAUGCAGUCAAAUCCAUGGAGAACAAAAAUCGAAAGAGUCUGGCUUUUGUGACAUUUUCCGCCAAAGCCGGUGAUACCUCAGAGGUUAAGUGGGAGAUGGGGAGAAGUCAUAUUUUCCCUGAAUCUGUUGAUCACAUGUCACAAUCGGAUGGCACGAAAAUUACAGAAAAGCUUUUUGACAACCUCUUGUCCAAAACACAGAAAAUGGGGACAGAAGAUAUACCUGAAGCAGAUCCUGAUGACAUGGAAUUCACAAGGUGUCAAACUAGGGUCAUUGAAGCAAAACAUCUUGGCACUAUUGACCCUUUGAAUUAUGGCACUGGAAGGCCAGUGAGUGAUCUGGAUUCAAAUAAAAAGCUGAUUUCAGAAGAUGUCAAUGGUAUUGGUAGGAUUGCUCACCAGGAGAAAGACACAGAGUACCAUAACUGUGAAUCAGAUAAUAUGGAAAUAACAAGAAGCCAGACAGUUGCCAUAGAUGCCAAAAGCCUCAGUGCAGUCAAAUCCAUGGAGAACAAAAAUCAAAAGAGUCUGGCUUUUGUGACAUUUUCCACCAAAGCCAGUGAUACAUCAGUGCUUAAGUGUGACAUGGAGAUGACUCACAUUUUCCCUGAAUCUGUCGAUCUUAUUCUACAAUCAGAUGGCUCAGGAAUGACCGAUAAGCACUGGGACAAUCUCUUGCCCAAAACACAUGAAAUGGGGACAUCAGAUAUACCUGAAGCUGAUCCUGAUGGCAUGGAGUUCACAAGGUGUCAGACUAGGGUCAUUGAGGCAAAAAUUAUUGAUGUAAUAAGGACCUCAGAACCUGGCGAAGAAGGGUCUGUUGUCAUACCAAAUUCAAGCACAAAAUAUCUUGCAGAAGGCAACAGUGGUAUGGAAAUGACACAAGCUCUCAGUACAGCAAAGUCUUCCCAAAACCGCUCUCGUUUUAGCCACAUAGACAAGACCGUGGCCAAAGUCUCCACAACUGCCGGGGCUGGUGUGGAAGACAGUAACCUGUCUGAAAUGGGCCACACAAGUGAUCAACUCACUUGUCAAUCAGAUGACAUGGAAUUAACAAGUAAUCGUGUUUGUCGUGAUUAUAAAAUCACAGGCUUCAUGAAUCAGGUCCUCCACAAAGAAAAGGAAAGUUUUUCAUCUUUACAUGGGAAAAUUCCAAAUUUAAGAGAGGCCAACACUCAGGCUGGUGUCUCCAAAGCAUCGCACAAUAAAGAAAAUGGCACAGAAGCACAUGUUGUAGAUGGCAUGCACAACAUUCCUGAUGAGUGUGCAGAGUUUGGAGACAUGGAUAUCACCAGAGAGAAAAUAAUUCCUGUGGAAACAAACCAAGGAACAGUUAACUCAUUCCCUACAAGUGUGUUGUCAGAUGAUAAUGAGAAAAGGGUGACCAAAGUCAACACAAGUGUCAGCACAAAGUCAGCACAACAAGUGAUUAAUGCACAUCUGAAUGCAUCGGCAUCCUUACCUCCUCCUGAGUGUCGGUUUGACAACCAGACAAACUUUACAGAAUCUCUUGAUUCAAAGGAAAUUGAAAGUAAAAAAGAUCCUGAACUAAGAAAUGAGAACAGCCCUUUAUCAAAGAGAUUGGAAAACUCACCCAGUGGUUGCCCUGCCACCUACCAAGUUGAUAAUUUCUCUUCGAGGAAUGCUCAGAACAGACGAAAGAGUCUGGCUGAUCUCCAGUCCAAAUUAAGGCGUAUAAGCCACAUGAUGUUUGAAGCCAAUGACAACAAUGCUAUAGACAGCUACACUGUACCUUUACCUCAAGUGGAGAAUUCCUUGGAAAAAAACUCAAUCAAAACCAAAUCUGAACGCAAUCUUGGGAUAGGAUGUAUGGAUAAUGAAGAUAAUACACAUCAUGCAGAACAACCUUGUACAGCUGCUCUCAGUGUGAAGGCUAAACAUCCUACGUCAAGACUUUCAAUGGUGGACUUUAUGCCCAAACUCCCAAAAUUAAGCAAACCUGAACCAAACAAGGUGGAGUCCAGUCAUGUGGAUUUCACUCACCAAUUAAACAAUGAGACACAGAUGUACAAUAUUGAUGACGAAGUGUUUCCUAACAUAAGCAGUGAUGAAGAUUUGUCUGAAACGAUAGAAACAAAGACUGAGAGAAGCAAUGAAAAAGAAAGUCCUCUCAAAAAGCUAAAGGUGGAUGAACCUUUGGAGGAUAUGUGUGAAGAGCCUGUUCCCAAUGUUGUCCAAGGCAAGAAGAGACCUUUACCAGAUGAUCAUCUUGAAGAUCAUGUAGAUGAUGAAAAGAGAAGGAGACCGUCAUCUGAAAACACAGUGGAAAUGGGGUUACAGUCUCAAGUUGUUGAUUGUGACAGUAACAUUACUGCAGCGCCAGGUGUAAUUACACAGAGCAUGGAUGCCUUCAACUAUAGCAGCACAACCAAUGUCAGAUGUGAAGCAACAUUUGAGUCCACUCGUAAGCAAAGCCUGUUUGAAUCCCAGCUUGAGGACAACACCAGUGAUAUACAGAAGAAACUUGAUGAUGACGACAUAACAGUGUUAGAGUUUUUUAAACUCUUCAACUUGGACUUUAUCAUCCAUAAGCCUCGGCAGAGUGUGCUCCCUGGCAGACUUGCAUCAGAUUUGGAUCGUAGACCAAACGAUUUGCUGAGAGACAGACAUAUCAACCAUCCUAAACAGAGGGUGUAUGAGGCAGACCUCCAGAACCUAAUAGAUAAGGUGGAGGGGUUGAAGGCCCAAAUGAAAGAUGGUGAGAAACUUAAGAAUGUCAAUAGAUCUCUUUGGGAGGAGAUGAGUGGCCUGUCAGAGAAAGAGCUGAAAUGUUUUGGUGCAAAGUUAAAAGAGAGAAGUAACUUCUUCAGAAAAAGAAGCAAAGUUCAGUCACAUGAAAUGAAGGAGGUCCUGUACUCAAAUCUUGUGCAGGCCAAUCUGGAGGAACAACAGAAAUUGCAAGGAAAGAUUGAAGAGGCUGAUGAAAUGCUGAAAAGUCUGGAUGACUGUAUUCAUGAACUGGAAAAUGAGCUCGCUGCAGUUGAAGGGAAAGGUUUGGAAGACAGCAAACCAACUUUGAAAUCAAAUCAGCUGGGACUCAACAAAGUCACUCAUGAGCUGGCUGAUGAUGAAAGACAAAUGUGUGAACUGGAGAUGCAGAAGAAGCAUAAUCUGGACAAACUGAACAAGUUAAGAACUGAGGCCGAAGAUCUUGAAAACCACAUCACCGUCCUGCAUUGGCUCAAUGAAUGGAAGUUUAGCGAGAAGUGGGACAAUGGCACAGUAUACACCUUUCUCUUUGAGUCAUUGCAUCUUAUGCUGAUGUUUGAAAACGGCGAUGGAAAUGAUGCUGAAGAUAAUUCUGAGCAGAAGAUAUCAGACAUCACUUUAAAAAUUCAACAACUGGAUGAUGAAACGCCACAGUCCCAUGCACACCUUGUUCACAGACUGCUAUCUCAGUACUUCGAGGGAAAAACUGAUUGGGUGAAGAAGUAUCCAACCAGCAGAUGUGUUCCAACGCUGCUCCAUGACGUCAGCCUGGUGGUGAGCCGCUGUCGUCUGCUCGGAGAGGAGGUGCGCCUGUUGAAAAUGUGGGGUGGUCUGAGGCUGGAUCUCCUGGACAUAAGCUGUGUGGACACACAAAUCCGUGUUCUCUUCAGCAAUCUCAAGGCAUUUUCCAAGUUUGAGUUUUCCCUCGCUGUCACCCCGUCCUACCCCCACUCUCAGCUUCAAGUGCAGAACUUCAAAAGCUACAUCGGAAACACAACGGUCCAUCAGAUCGAGGAGGUAGUGUCAUCAGUCACUCCGUCUGAAAAGUACUUGACAAGGAUUGUCAAGAGGAUUCAUGACACUCUACUGUGAGACCUCGACACGUCAUAGUACUCCUGCCAUAUGUUGUUUCUUUUUUCUAAUGUUAAUAAUAACUUCAUUAUAAUGUUAAUAAUAAUUUUAUUAUUUUCUACAUUGUACUUGAGAUUAAUACUGUAGACAACAAAGCUAUAAAAGAAUACCUGGAAUUAUGUAGAAAAUGAACCAGAAUAUGUUCUAAUAAUAAAAAUAAAGAAAACCCAUUGAGAAGGUGUGUCAAA
Messenger RNA from Myripristis murdjan (pinecone soldierfish), 6495 nucleotides. RefSeq names its product kinetochore scaffold 1 (gene knl1). The record is from RefSeq and is a predicted model, not a curated record. NCBI's taxonomy places the organism in Eukaryota, Metazoa, Chordata, Actinopteri, Holocentriformes, Holocentridae. Gene Ontology annotation, cellular component: nucleus. The coding region runs from base 146 to 6268 and encodes 2040 amino acids. The transcript is spliced from 26 exons. Gene Ontology annotation, biological process: attachment of spindle microtubules to kinetochore; cell division; protein localization to kinetochore.